Molecule: messenger RNA, 1778 nt
Organism: Lingula anatina
Lineage: Eukaryota; Metazoa; Brachiopoda; Lingulata; Lingulida; Lingulidae
Product: AP-4 complex subunit mu-1
Biological process (GO): vesicle-mediated transport; intracellular protein transport
Cellular component (GO): clathrin adaptor complex
Source: RefSeq, a predicted model, not a curated record
GAGAGUCUGGGUGCACUCGAUCCCAAGCACCUGCAGGAUGUAAACAAUGGAGGGCACGGGAGCUAUUGAACCAAAAACACAUGAAAACAGGCGUUGAUAAGUGAAAAUGUUAUCCGAAUGCAUACUGAUUUCAUCGAAAGGCGAGGUGUUGGUUGAUAAACAAUUCAGACAAGAUGUGUGCAAGUCGUCUAGUGGCGGAUUCAUUGCAAAAGUCAAGGGAGACAGUGCAGCAAGGAUACCCCCUCACUUUAUGGAAGGGGAUAUCCAUUACUAUUAUAUCAAAAGAAGUGGAGUAUACUUUGUGGCUACAACAAAGGGCACUGAAGUAUCUUCUAUAUUAGUAAUUGAAAUUCUUUCAAGGGUGUAUCAUCUUUGCAAAGAUUUCUGCGGUGUCAUAAACACUGAUACAAUCAAAGCUAACAUGGUGCUUAUCUAUGAAUUGCUGGGGGAAGUUCUAGAUUUUGGCUAUGCUCAACUGAUGUCUGCCAGUAAGUUGAAGCCAUAUGUACAAAGUGAACCUGUGCUGGUAAAAUCUGAAGGAACACAAGAUGUUAUGGUGCCAGGUUUGUUUGGUCUUGAACGCAGAGUAGCACCCAGCCAUGCAGCAGAUAAACCAGUCAUAAGGAGCAGACAAGAUCAGGAAAAGAGAAACAAUGAAAUAUUUGUGGAUAUAGUGGAAAGGGUGACAGCUGUGGUUGAUGCUGAUGGCUCCCUGUCUAGAGCUGAGGUCAGUGGUCAAGUUAACAUGAAAAGUUUCUUAGCAGGUGCUCCAGUGAUCAAGAUGGGUUUAUCUGAAGAUCUGACAAUAACAAAGGGAAAGCAGAAAGGUUAUAACAAAGUUCAGAUGGAUGAUUGCAGCUUUCAUCCAAGUAUAGACCUCAAGGAAUUUGAUAACAAUCGAGUGCUAGGAAUCAAGCCCACAGAAGGAGAGCUUGUGGUAAUGACUUAUCACAUUGGUGGAGAAAACCUGAUAAAUUUACCAUUCAGACUUACCCAUCGCAUUGAAUUCUCAAGCACUAGGAAUCUUGAGCUACAUCUAAAGCUACGCUGCGAGCUUGCCCCGUCAGCCCACGCUGUUAAUGUAGGACUAAAAAUUCAUGUGCCACGGGAGACAGGAAGAAUCACUCAACAGUUCAGUUGCCCAGGUCAGUCAGCCAUACUUAAACAAGAGGAAAAAUGCAUGCUUUGGCAAAUUAAAAGGAUUGAAGGGGGUUCAGAGGCUGCAUCAAGAUUUAUGUUAAUUUCCCAAGACAAGAAAUUGCUGAACAGUGAAGAGGUUGGCCCAGCGACACUUGACUUUGAGUUAUCCAAUCAUGUUUGCUCAGGCCUUAAAGUGCGAUUCCUUCGAGUGUUUGAACGCGAGCAUUCCUAUCUGCCUCAGAGAUGGAUUCGAUACAUCACAGUCCCAGAUAACUAUCUGUUUAAACUCGCUACAACAGAAUGAUUGCAAGACUCUUUUAACUAAAAAGUUCCAGUGAACUGUCAUGUUGUACUCCAAUUGUAAAAGACUAAUGGCAAGAUAAGCUUAGCCUUGUCUUUCUUUGAUACAAAUGGUGGGAAAUGCUAGAAUUUGUAUGGUGCUUCUGACAAACUUAAGAAUUACAAUUGGAAGCUAAUUACCCAUUUUGCUUUAUAAAUUGUUAUAUAAAAAGGUAAAACACAAGAAAGAAGGCAUAAAAGAGCAGUAGAUAUGAACUUCAAUUACCUUACUACUUUUGAUUACAUUAAAAUGAAAAAAAUUGAUUUUAAUUCUUGAAUUGGUCAAACUUUUAGUGUCU